AUGCCUCCCAAGAAGGAAACCAAGGCCGAGGGUGCUGCCCCCAAGACCUCUUCGCACCCUACCUACCAGGCCAUGAUCACUGAUGCCAUCAUCAACCUCAAGGACCGCAACGGUAGCAGCCGCCCGCAACUCAAGAAGUAUGUCAAGGCCAACAACAAGCUCGGCGAGGUAACGGACAGCAUGUUCGACUCGCUCUUCAACCGUGCCCUCAAGGCCGGUGUCGACAAGGGAGUCUUUGAGCAGCCCAAGGGGCCGUCUGGAGGUACCAAGCUGGCCAAGAAGGCUGCGCCCAAGAAGGAGGCUGCUCCUAAGAAGGUGGCCAAGAAGGAUGAUGCCAAAGCCGCGCCAAAGAAGGCUGCCCCGAAGAAGGCGGCAGCUCCCAAGGAGAAGAAGGAGAAGGACUCCGCUGAGAAGCCUGCUGCCCCCAAGAAGGCGGCCCCCAAGAAGCCUGCUGCGGCCAAGAAGGACGCGGCUCCCAAGGAGAAGAAGGAGCCCAAGGAGAAGAAGCCCGCUGCCGACAAGGCACUCAGCAAGACCAAGACUGGACGUGUUUCCAAGACUGCCGCACCAGCCAAGCCUGCGGCAGUCAAGAAGGCCGCACCGAAGAAGGCAGCAGCAGCUCCGAAGAAGGCUACGCCAAAGAAGACCGAAAAGACCGAGGCGACUGCCGCAUAA
This is a messenger RNA of Pyricularia pennisetigena, 675 nucleotides long. RefSeq lists its product as uncharacterized. The record is from RefSeq and is a predicted model, not a curated record. Lineage: Eukaryota; Fungi; Ascomycota; Sordariomycetes; Magnaporthales; Pyriculariaceae. Gene Ontology annotation, molecular function: DNA binding; structural constituent of chromatin. Gene Ontology annotation, biological process: nucleosome assembly. Gene Ontology annotation, cellular component: nucleosome. The coding region runs from base 1 to 675 and encodes 224 amino acids. The transcript is spliced from 5 exons.